AAGGAAGGUGAUUGCCGUAUCCCUUCAUUUCUGUUUCAUUUUGCAACUUGAGAGCAUACGAUGACAGCGACCACGGCCGACAGCAAUUUUACUACUGCUGCUCCUACAAGAUUUGAAGUUGAGGCAAACAAAGUUGUCAACCGAGCUCUAGUCACUAUUUCAGCGACGCUUUCUGUGUUGGGUACCACGCUUAUUAUCGGUACGUUUGUUGCGUGGAAAGAUUACCGAUCAAUCUCAAGAAGAAUUCUUGUUUACAUCUCCAUCGCUGACUUCUUUGUCGCUACGAGUAACUUGUUUGGAGUAUGGCGUCACAGUGCCCAAAGUGACAUCGUUUGCGAGACACAGAGUUUCGUCUCUACUUGUGCUUCUUUAUGGUCUUUUUUCUGGACAACAUUUCUUGCUGUCUUUUUGUACACUAUUGUAGCUAAGAAAAAGCGUCACAAAGCAGAGAUCAUGCUCAAAGUUUUUCAUGUCUUUGGCUGGGGAAUUCCUUUGAUUAUCGUAGGAACCGCCUUGGGACUAGAUAAACUAGGAAACGAUAAAGAUUAUUUUACAUCAGGGUGGUGUUGGAUAAAGUGGAAUUUAACGACCGAAGAUAAGCACUUGUGGAUGCUGCUGACAGGAAAGGCUUGGGAAAUUGCAGCUUAUAUCCUCUGUUCAGCAUUUUACUUAAUGUUAACGAUUUACAUUCGCAGAGAGGUAAGUUUUGUAUUUAGAAUGUCGUCUGUUAAAUAUAUUAUUUGAAAAAAUAUUUCAAAUGAAAACCUAAAGCGAGACUAUUCGGAGCCUUUAUUUGAACAAAAGGUCACUUAUGCACCAGUCAAUUCCACCUGCGCCCAGCACCUCCCCGGGCUGAUCGUGGGGCAUUAGCAUUUUUUUUACCUUGGAUGGCAAAUUCCCGGGGGUGGGGACUCUUGAGCUGUCAAAUCCCUCGGGGUGGGGACGGAAAAAGAUGGCAAAUGCCCCGUCCUCCGUCAACGCUGCAACAUUUUUCAUCGAUCGCACAGUUGAAUAGUGCCAUUUUAAUCAUUUUAAUGUGCGACUUUUUGUUUCAAUUAACGUCUUCCUUUGUAAUAAUGCUAGGAUUCUAACUAAGACUUCACGCCGCGAUGACAUGCACUAGUAUAUGGUUUUAGUGCUGAUAUAAAAUUAUUGACAUUAAAAUUAAUAGAGCGCUGUCAGGGGCGUAGCGUGGGAUUUUGAAGAUGUACGCACGAGAAUAAAUUGUUCGUAGGCGCCGAAGGCGCUCACAUCUAGUGGGGUCUGGGGGCAUGCUCCCCUAGAAAAUUUUGAAAUUUAGGGUCUCGGAAAUGCCAUCUCCUGGUUUUUCUGCGGGGCAUUUUCAAUAAAUAAUGCAGCAAAAAUGCAGUAGAAAGUCGUACAAAAACAAAGAUGACAGGUCACAAGCAAAGACGGGCAAACUCCGUUACCAACCUGCCAAUCCACGUUCUUAUGUUUAGGUAUAUGAGGGAUUGCUAGGGAGCUUAAUCCUUCGUCCGUCAUCGUACUUCGCAGAGGAGAUUUUAGUCUCUUCAUGCUACUGAAGCUACGCUCGGCAGUGCAUGUAGACGUUGUUUAGUUGUCUUGUUAAUUACGUUGAAAUAAUCGUGUAUCGAUUUUCGAGCCAUAUGUGUUUACUUUGUCUCACGAAACACACGAAAACACUACAGAAGCCAGUGAUCACGCUCCUCAAGUCGCAGAAAUAUUCAUAGGAUUCUCUAACAGUUUCUUCGGAAAAUCAAUCACUGGGGCUUCACUGUUUGACCUCACAAGUAUAUUCCUAAUCUCCAUUGACGGCAAAUACGUUUUGUUUUGAAGUCACAUGUCAUGGCAUAGUAACCUCUCCUUCAAAAAUACUGAUGUGGCUGGCUGACCUUGAGGGAGGGGUACAUGACGCGUUUUUCCUAUUUUUGCUUACCACUCAAAUGCAUUUUGCCAUUAUUAGUGGCCAGCACUGAAUGAUUGAUGCUUGGAUAAUGGGAAUUCUAAUAAAAAACACUAGUAUAAUGUGAAAAUAUGAAAUAAUUGGCCAGCAAAUUUAACGAGAAAAAUUUUUUUCUCAGAUCUCAGCUGUAUGCAUGGGCGUACGUGCGUAUAUGGACGCUAUGCCCCUGGCUGUAAAGUUAUAUGUUAUGAAUAGUUUUAUAAAUGUGAAAGGAUGUUCUUCAAAUAAUAUGAACAGAAAUUUGAUACAAUGACCAAAAAUGUUCAUUCACAUCGAUAGCUCCAAUUUCGCUAUGUAAUUCUGGCUUGAUAAGCAAUGAAACGCAUGCAUAAAAUCGAGAACAUGCCUUUACAACCCUCUUCAAUUUAUUCCUGUCCUUGAUAGAUGAGCCAAUCUGCUUUUUUUCCAGUAAAACCCUCUGUGUAGUUAUAUUCUGAUAGGAAACCGCGUGCGUGUCAAAACCUCGGGAAUGGCCCGGGGGUUGGCGAAUGCCCGGCCACCGAGCAGUGCAAAAUUUGCAAAUGCCCCACACCCCCUGGACUGACAAGGCAUGUAAAUGCCCCACAGUAGCCCGGGGGGGGGGGGGGGGGCUGGGAGCAGGUGGAAUUGACUGAUGCAUUAAUGUUGAACAAUGAUUAUGGAUAGAUACCCAAGCUCUGUGGGACAAAUCCAGGAAAUUCAGAAAGAGGGAAGGGGGUAGGGUGGCUUAGUUUAUGAUGUGCUAGCUUUAUACAUGCUAUUUAUUGAUAUAAGAACUCCCAGAGCAUUUAAGUCUACUAGACUUAAAUGCUCUUGGAGUUCUGAGAUAUCAAAAGGCUUUGUUUAAUGUGGACAGUAAUCUAAUAUGGACAGUAAUGGGUCUAUAGAAAGUGUCCAUAUUAAUGGUGUGUCCGUACCCCUGGGGGGGGGGGGUACUCCCUUCAAUGGGCUUCAUGGGGACGUGCGGCCAGCCAGGGUAUGUUUUUCGGGAUUUUUGUCUUAGACAGGGUAUCGAUUUUAUCAUUUUUUGUCUUAAUCAGGGUAUCGAUUUUAUCAAUUUUUGUCCUAAACAGGGUAUCUUUUCUUGGACAAUAACAGCCUGCGCGUAUGUUCUACGAACUAAACUGAGAGAUCCUUUUUGAAAACCAUAUUUUAUAUGAAUCUCAAUAAAGAUUAUUAUCAUUAUUUAUUAUUAAAAUUUUGUAUUUAUUAUCGUCUUACUCAGGGUAUGGUUUCGGGUUAAAUGUCUUAAACAAGGUAUCAAAAAUUGGAAUUCUGACUUAAACAGGGUAGGAAAAUCAGUGACUUUUGUGUUAAACAGGGUCAGGGUAUAAGGGGCCGGGCCGCACCUCCCCACCCAAGGAUAUUUUGAGUACCCCCCCGGUCCAUACUAAGCUGGUUGAAUUUAAAGGAAAAGUGAGGGCUUUCUUUCCCCAGAGAUAAAGCAAACAUCUGUAACUGUCCCGCUGUAUGUCAGUGUAAGUGCUGUAAGCAUGUUUGCAUUUGUUUUGAGUGAGUGCUACACAAAAAUUAAAAACGUUCCUCAUAUAGAGUCUGCCUAGACUGCGAGCAGUCUCUUAUGUUUCUUUGCAAAGUUACUGUACGCGAAACCUAAGCAUGCGGGCGGCAAAGCCAUGAGCCGCGAGAAACGAGGGUGUAAGCCCGAGAAGAAAAAAUAAGAGGCUGCUGACUCUUUUGUUUUGUCUGGGGACAGCGAAGCUGUCAAGGUAAUUUAAUUAAUCAAUUAAACCCAAGUAACUUGAAACGAUUUAUUAAUAGAACAUAAACAACUGGAAAAAUUACAAUUUCUUUAAAUCUGGUAAGAUUGCCUUGAAUUCGUUUCCCUUGAGGAAAUUUACAGCAAUUUCCUUCUGUAAGAUAUCCUUAAAAGUUUUAUUACUGAGAUUACUGCUUGGUUCACUAUUUUUUGGAGUUGGUUAUGACGCGUGACUAUUUUUAUUGCUUGCAAUCUUACCACAGACCAGUUGUGCAAUUGACCAAUCGGUUACUCCGUUUCUGGGCUGACGGAGGGUUUGUUUACUACAAAAGAGUCAGCAGUCCGUCUUUUCUCGUCUGGCCUCAAUCCGUUAUUGGAAUAAUAACGCCUUGGUUUGCAAUUGGGCUGGAUGAGAUAAGGACUAGAUGGAUUUUAAGAGAAAAGGCGGACUGCAAGCAGUCGAGAGUCUGCCUCGAAAACCUUACGGUUUAUUUAGGCCCUAGCCAUUUUGUAUAUAAAAUGCUUGUUUUCUAAAAUAUUGUAUAUUAAAAAAUCUUAAAAUAAGAAAUUGAGAAAUAUGAAUAAAAAAUUGUUGUGAUUGUCUGCAAGACAGACUGAGAGAUUUUUUUAGAAAUCAAACAAAAUUUCAGACAAGGGGUUUGGGGUGAUAAGUGGAUUUUUAUUUUUACGGAUCAGAGUAUACAUGAUUGUAUAUUUGUUAGCAAUACCAAAACAUCACAUCAUCCUGUUAGACUGUUUGGUAGAAGUUGAAUACAACACUGUUAGCCACUGGCUGGGGAAGUCUAGAUGAUGAUUGCUAAACUUAAUGUGGGCAACUGCUCAAUAGAUAAGUUUUAACUUUACAGUAAAUAAUGGGAAUCAAAUUCUAGUUUUUUGAUAAUUGAUGAUAAGUGAUCAAUUAUUAUAUAAAAGAGGGUUACCACCUGGAAGAUCACUGUUUGAAAGGAAUGACUGUGAAUGGUAGAAAUACAAAUUUAAGUGAAGAUAUGAUAUUUAUAAUGAUACUAAUUGAGCAGUUUGUUAUAAAAUAUGCGUAUUUGUUUGCAUUUCAUACAAGUCGUACUAAAUAAAACAAAACCUUUGAUCAGUUUACCAGUGUCAUUUUGUGCACAUGCUGUAGAUCCUUAAAUACGUACCCAAGUGCUUUUUUUAAAAAACUGGCUUUAAAAGUUUGCUGCUUAUGUAAAGGAAGUUGCUGAAUUGAUAGAGUGGGAACACCAAGGAGGUUUGGGGUUGACAAACUACCACUAUCAGAUCAAAUAUAAAAAGAACAUAUAGUGCACCAUAGAAUUCCUUGAAAGCACAUGCAGAUAGAUUGAAUAAUAGCUGUCCUUCUAUUGUUUGUGUAAACAAAGAUUAAAAAAAAUUAUGUAAGUAAGAAAAGAAAGAGGGUUUUCUCGUAGUAUCUGUUUGAUCAAAAGGGUUGAUAAGGAAGGGGAAGUUUAUCCAAGAGGUUUGCUUAUCUCUUAGUAUUGCUAUAUAUAAGGGUGAACAAUGGGAGGGCUCUUUAUGAGCAUGGAUGUUUUGUUGUGGAAAUUUGGUACAGCAACUGACGCCAGUCAGACUGCAGUAGUACUCAAACUAUAAAAAAUACUGUCCUCACAUACUUGUAUUUUAAUAAAAUUUGAUAAAUUAUGUGACUUCAUUUAUUUAUAAUGUGGGAAGCAUUACAUACAUUACUCAAUGCCAGCUCUGAAGAUUGAUUUUGGAGCAAGACCAAUUAGUCUCAGUGUCUCAAAAUAUCUUUACCCAUUAAAUCAUGGCCCUAUUUUAAUUUAAAAGUGGGUGUUCGCCACUUUAAAAGCAACAACGAAACUAGGCCUAGUUGGCUUUUGCAAAGACUUGUGGGACGGUUACUGGGGAUGCACCAUACAGUUUAGUAUUGGCCAAUACAGUUUUUAGCAAUUUGUUUGCCCUGUCCCCAGUAACAAUCCCAGAAGUCUUUGCCAAAGUUAACUUGGCCUGGUGUCCUUCUUAUUUCUAGAGUGACUAAUAAUUACGAUUGAGUCUUCAGGCUGCAGUCCUUUAUCCUGUUUAUCCUGUCAAGUUACUCAUAUUUUUGAUUGAUCUUUUGCUCAUUGACCUAUUGUUUUAAAACUUUAGUGGAGUGCUUGUGUGGAGUGUAGAACCACUGUAUUCCCAAGUAAAUGUUGAGUAAUUUGAGUUCUGUUAUCGGAUGCAUUUGUAGGUUUGUUACCAGCACAAUCAAGUAUCAUCUCAGCAGUCAAGAGAGAAUGCCCUGUUGAAAGUGGAACGAAGGCUGACUCUUGUUCCUGUUAUUUUUGUUCUGGUGCGCAUAUGGGGUACAAUUCGCUUUAUUCUGUAUUUAUCAGACCGAGAUAAUCCCAAUACUUCGUGGGAAAAAGUCUUACUUUAUUUCCAGGUUUGUUUUUUUAUUAAUAAAGCUACUAUGCCAAUAAAUUGUGUUAUAGGGGAUCAUUCUAAGAAGCUGAGUCAAGUUUCAAAUUAAAGUGAAAUAAAACUGCCUCAUAUAAGACACCUGUUAAAGCGCUUAGUUUAAGCCCCCUUUAAGUGGUCCAUUGAAGUUCUUAAAGUGCCCACUUUAAGACCCGCAAAAGUACGCACUUUAAAACUCCUGAAAGUGCGUACUUUUAAGACCCGUUAAAGUGGGCACCUAUAGACCCCUUUUAAAGCGCCCAUUUUAACAGCUGUUGUAAGACCCCUUAAAGUCUUUAAUACACAUUUUUAAGACUUUAGAAUGUAGUUUUUAAUACUCGUUAAGUCCCCUUUUUAAAAUCCCUUUAAAUAUCCAGUUUAGACCCUUUAAAGUGCGCUCCUUUGCAGACCCCUCAAAGUACAAACUUUACGAACACUGAAAGUGUUAUUGACCUCGACAAAUAAAAAGGCAAAAAAAAACUUGGCAAAUAUUCAGCGACAUUGACCCACUUGGCACGCCUGGUCAAUAACGUCAAUACUGCAUAUGUUGUAGUUCAAUUUUAUCCUUGGUUUAAUUGUUAUUUUCCUUUGUCUUAAGGUAUGGUGAUGUAUGAUAAUGAGUUUAGAACAAAGGAAAAUAACAAUUAAACCAAGGAUAAAAUUGGACCACAACAUCUAUAUCCCUUGUGGAAGAUUUAUACAGCAAAUAAUUUAGAUUUUAAGUUUAGAAUUUAGACGUCUCUUUCACUGUUCCGAUACUGGGGGACGCAGACUGACCAAGCUAGCUGAUGUGUUCAUCCGUUUUCAAACUGCCUUUUAGGUGUACAUUCCUUGCUUUCGCAAGGCAAAAUGAUGAUGAUGAAGGUGUGAUGAGCCCGCGCUUACAAUAAUGAUGAUCGUUAUAAGCGGCUCGGCUCUACCGACAUAUCAGAUCGGUGGAAUACAUUCUUUCCGAAGUUUCGAUUUUUUUCAAAGAGAGAUUUUCCGAAACUAAUCGGCGUGCCCUGCUCAAAUUUUCGCAGAUAAGUAAAAUUGUUAUACACUUUCAAUACCAAGAGAAGCUUUUCUAAAAGCUUGAUCAGAGACUGAAAGGCAUAUGUUAAUGAGGCAAAAAAAUUUACGUCUCGUAAUUUAUUGAAUAAUGAUAUUUGUUUUUUUUUCUUGCAACUGUUUGUAGGGAAUUGGAGACAGCAGCCAAGGUUUUUUCAACUUUUUGCUGUUUUGUCUUUUCACGGAAAAGUUUCAGACUCGUCUCAGGUUAGCUGCCCAUAAUCUGCUUCUUCACUGCAACAAAGAAAAGUCAGUGACAGAUAAAUACGAAGACAUGUGCAAUACUCAGGAAAUUCUUGUUGACUGA
This is a messenger RNA of Porites lobata, 7416 nucleotides long. Lineage: Eukaryota; Metazoa; Cnidaria; Anthozoa; Scleractinia; Poritidae. The record is from the annotation of a GenBank genome assembly.